AUGGAUUCGUUUAUGGACUUUUACUUCGACGAAGUGUUCUGCAAUAUCAAACGGGACGGGUUAAACCAAAGAUUUAAAAGGCGAGAACUGGUUGAGUAUUUUAAUACAGUUAUUGCAGGAUGUGCUAAAGGACAGAACAGGUCUGAUAAUGCAACAUGUAAAUCGUUCGUGUCAUCCGCCCUGAGGUACCAUAACCGGUGUAAAAGUGACAAUGGGGAUGUAUGCCUUAUGGGGAAGUACCAUAAUAUGCUGUACAUAGCUAUGAAACUUGCGUUCGAUUGGAGCUUGCAAGAUAAUGGUAUAGUUGCCGCCUUAUUAGACGAAAUGUACGCUUGCGAGGGUACUUUUGAAAGGAUAUUUUUGGGAGCUAUAUUCGGUACAUCAGCUCCAUACUUUUUGGCUGGAUGGAAAUCAGAUUUCACCGAUAAAGAGGAAAACGUUCACGCCCUUGUAUUUUUCCUAGACCACGCUACAAACGCUAGCUUAGAAUACAAAGACGGUAAAAAAACCUAUCGUUUUAUCGACGUUCCGUUGGAAAGCUGUGGAAAGGCAUCCCCGGUUAGAGUAGUCAUACAAAUGGGAGCUUCUGAGAUGCUUAUGAUUCUUUUGCGAUUUGGAGCUAGAAUAACAGCUGAUCAUGUGUCAACCAACCCUAUUGAAUCAAUUUUGGACAGAUUGAAGGAGUAUAACAGGAAGUAUCCUUAUGAAUUGGUUUCUUGUCUUAAACUAGCUUUAAGAGCUGUUCCAAGAGUUGAUCUAACAGUUGAUAAAGCAGCGUUAAAGCAUUUGGAAUUGCCAGAUGACUAUAAUUAUCAAAGAAAGAUUGCGUUGGAAAAAUAUGGGGAUAUUUUGGAAGAUCAUUUAAUUCCAUCAUCACGGUGUGGCUUGAAACCGGUUGAACUAAAACACUUGUGUAGGUGUCAAAUUAGGCAAAUGUUGUGGAAUAACUUUGAACUACCUUUUGGUAUACAAAAGUUGCCAAUACCUCCAGCGUUGAAGAAGUAUUUAGAUUUGUUGGACGAU
This is a messenger RNA of Brenthis ino (lesser marbled fritillary), 1023 nucleotides long. The record is from the annotation of a GenBank genome assembly. NCBI's taxonomy places the organism in Eukaryota, Metazoa, Arthropoda, Insecta, Lepidoptera, Nymphalidae.